This is a messenger RNA of Tuber melanosporum (Perigord truffle), 1085 nucleotides long. RefSeq lists its product as uncharacterized. The transcript has 11 exons. Gene Ontology annotation, biological process: purine ribonucleoside salvage. Gene Ontology annotation, cellular component: nucleus; cytosol. Bases 117 to 908 code for a protein of 263 amino acids. The record is from RefSeq and is a predicted model, not a curated record. NCBI's taxonomy places the organism in Eukaryota, Fungi, Ascomycota, Pezizomycetes, Pezizales, Tuberaceae. Gene Ontology annotation, molecular function: adenosine kinase activity.
CCCCGCCAAAGAAAGACAAACUGCCCCGCCAUCUUACCGUGCCAAUCCCUUCUCUCUAGUACGACGAACUCACCAACCUGUUCCCCGUAUCCUUCCCAAUCGCCCUCCUAUCAACAAUGGCUGAAUACCCUCUUCUGUGUUUGGGAAAUCCCCUACUUGAUAUACAGGUCAAUGGUGAUCAAGCUCUCCUCGAAAAAUACGGAUUGAAGCCUGACGAUGCUAUCCUGGCCGAGGAAAAACAUCUCCCCAUCUAUGAGGAGAUAACUACCAAAUAUACACCAAAGUACCUUGCUGGUGGUGCUGCUCAGAACUCUGCUCGCGGAGCCCAGUAUAUGCUUCCUCCUAAGUCUGUGGUCUACCUCGGCUGUGCCGGUCAGGAUACCUUUGGCGAGGCCCUUACAAGCGUUUGCCUGAAGGAGGGCGUUCUCACUAAAUAUCGCAUUGAGAAGGAUCAGCCCACCGGCCGUUGCGGCGUUAUUAUCACCGGCCAUCACAGGUCCAUGGUAACUGACCUUGCUGCCGCCAACCACUACAAGUUGGAGCAUCUGGAACUUCUUGAACUUUCUUCAAGGAACAGCUCGACUCCUCCGAGGCGUUGGCUUACUCUGAAUCCCACGGACUUGGGACCAAAGACAUCAUCGAGAUCGCCAAGGGGAACUGAUCCCACCAUUGUGGUCACUGGUGGCCCCAAUCUCACUAUCGAGGUCUACCCAGUUAGGCCUGUUGAGUCCAUGGACAUCGUAGAUACCAAUGGAGCGGGCGACGCUUUUGCUGGUGGUUUCCUUGCGGGGCUCGUCCAGGGUAAGGACUUGAAGACGGCAGUUGACAUGGGUCAGUGGUUGGCAAGCUGGGGGAUCAGGGAGCCUGGCCCGGCAUAUCCUGCUGAGAAGAAAGUUUACGGUGCUUAAUCAGCUUACUAGAUAUAAAUAAGUUUCAACACAUUUAACUAGGGCUUGGCAUGGCAGGUGUUGCUGUGUUUGUUUCAACACAAUGGUUUCUUUUUUAGGGCGCGUCUGGUCACCAUGCAUACUUCAAACCUUGAUAACUCUAUAAAAUUUAUCAAAUUUAUCCAACUUAUAUACCAA